Molecule: messenger RNA, 1255 nt
Organism: [Torrubiella] hemipterigena
Lineage: Eukaryota; Fungi; Ascomycota; Sordariomycetes; Hypocreales; Clavicipitaceae
Source: the annotation of a GenBank genome assembly
GGAAACUGUAUAUGCUUUUGCACAAUGGUAACAGAACUGUGAUCUGAUUUUGACUAAGAUCAGACCAUAUGAUAACUACAUUGUGAGCUUUGUUGACUGUAGAUAGCUAUUGAAAAGUCCCUUGCAGGCACUACAGUCACGUGUGCCUUGCAUUGGCACUGUCUCGGAGGUUACCUUCGCCGUCUCGUCAUGGUACUCUCAUUAACAAAAGCACCUCAAGCAAAAUAUCACCAAGAUGAGUUUUACGGACGCCCCAUUUUCGCUUCUAGCGCAUCCAUACUCUUCACCUGUUGUAGGGGCAGUGGCGUAUGAAAUGGGCAACACCAACGCCAGGAACGCCGUCGUUUUUGUCGGCGGAUUGACCGAUGGCCCCCAUUCUGUCCCUUAUAUUCGGACCGUCGCUAGAACAUUAGAAGCCUGUGACGAUUUGGACUAUUCUCUAUUUGAGAUUAGAAUACGAAGCUCCUUUAUCGGAUUCGGCACGUCGAGUCUGUUCAACGAUGUCGAAGACAUCUCGUCCCUUGUGACCUAUUUACGCUCUAUUAAUAGAGAGAAAGUUGUCCUUUUUGGUCACUCAACCGGCUGUCAAGACUGUAUGGAAUACACCAACUACAAAAGACACCCCAAGAAUGCUCCAGUCGAUGGUUUUGUUUUGCAAGCUCCAGUUUCUGACCGUGAUGGAAUUGAUAAACUGUUCCCAACCUAUCAGGAGAGUCUCGAUCUGGCAGACAAGAUGAUUGCUUCCGGCCACUCGCAAGACUGCUUACCCCAGGAGAGAGCAGGACCUACCUUGGAUGCUCCUGUUUCUGCGUACCGCUUUAAGUCAUUGAUUGGGAAACACGGCGACGAUGACUACUUUUCGUCUGAUCUCGACGACGAGACCGUCAAGCUGUUCUGGGGCCGAUACAACGUACCGGUGCUAGUACUCCAUUCCGAAAAGGAUCAAUAUGUGCCAGCAGGAGUCAAUCAGACAGCGUUAAACAAGAAGUAUCAGGCAGCAAACCAUUUCGUCAGCCCCUUGUCUUGUGUUGUGCCAGGGGCCAACCACGCGGUGGAAGAACCGGAAGCCCAAGCAUUUUUGUCAAAGAGAGUAGUAGAAUUCCUUAGAGGCUUAGAGAAGUAGGAUGACUCGGCAGAGCUACAAGGAUAUGACGACCGCCGUGAAAGAAAACGUGAUUAUAAAUCUGUCUUAUUAUACGAUGUGAGCGAGGUGUGUGUACUGGCAAGUGGCGGACUUCCGCCGAGAAGACCCUGU